AUGAUUCUGAAUAUCACCGGACAAGAUACUUUGAUACCAAGUUUUAGAGAGAUCUUAGGUAGCACAUUGUUCUUCGCAUUUUUGGGUAUACCAUUAUCGUUCCUUACUGUCUUACGAUGGGUGGUCAACUUCUGUCUGAGCCUUCGAUGGACUUUCACAAACAUCGUGGUGAUCUUGAUCACUAUCAGUGCACUUUCCUGCAUAUUCCUCGCUGGGGCGGAUAGAUCCGGCAGGAGCGAUCAUACACAUGAUCAGACUUGGUACAACAAAUAUCAACGCUACAAUCAUUUAUCACCUAUUCCCUCGGAAGAUGAAGUCGUUCGAGCAAAGAGAAAUGGAAGAGCGGCAGCGAUCCACGCGAGGGGGCGAUACACUCACAGGAAGUAUCCUUGA
Molecule: messenger RNA, 393 nt
Organism: Kwoniella mangroviensis CBS 8507
Lineage: Eukaryota; Fungi; Basidiomycota; Tremellomycetes; Tremellales; Cryptococcaceae
Exons: 3
Coding region: 1-393 (130 amino acids)
Source: RefSeq, a predicted model, not a curated record